This is a messenger RNA of Brassica oleracea var. oleracea, 997 nucleotides long. RefSeq names its product NEDD8-specific protease 1-like. The record is from RefSeq and is a predicted model, not a curated record. Lineage: Eukaryota; Viridiplantae; Streptophyta; Magnoliopsida; Brassicales; Brassicaceae. Gene Ontology annotation, biological process: proteolysis. Gene Ontology annotation, molecular function: deNEDDylase activity; cysteine-type peptidase activity. The coding region runs from base 214 to 891 and encodes 225 amino acids. The transcript has 3 exons.
UGAGAGAGAAAAUAACGUAAUAAAUUGUUGAUUGAAAGCCCUUUAUUGUGGACAACGCGACUGGAAGCUGAAACGAUCUAAGAACAUCCAAUCUUGGGCUCAUGGGCCUUUAAAUUACAGUUCCUGCGUGGAUUGAUCUGAUCCUUUGUCAGGCAUCACGUAUAGAUUAAAGAGAUUCAAGAUUUAUUCUACAUUCCUCCAGUGUCGUCUGCAAUGGGAUACAGUUCAGAUGACGACAAGAUCCUCAGCUACAACGAUGUUGUCCUCAGGAGAUCAGAUUUGGACAUCCUCAACGGACCCAAUUUUCUAAACGACCGUGUCAUCGAGUUCUACCUAAGCUACUUAUCCACAGUCCACGCUUCACCUGCCAUCUCAGUAAUCCCUCCCUCCAUUGCCUUCUGGAUCUCAAACUGCCCCGACACAGAAUCACUCAAAGACUUCAUCGAACCCCUUGGAUUACGCGAUAGCGACCUCCUGAUAUUUCCUGUAAACGACAACACCAAUGUCGAGCUAGCAGGAGGAGGAUUACACUGGAGCUUACUCGUGUAUUACAGAGAAGCCAACUCGUUUUACCAUCACGACAGCCUUAUGGGACUGAAUCAAUGGAGUGCAAAACAGCUUUUCGAGGCGGUUUCUCCGUUUGUGUGUGAUGGUGAUGCGAUAUACAGAGAGUGCAGUGAUACACCACAGCAGAAGAAUGGGUAUGACUGUGGUGUUUACCUUCUUGGAGUCGCUCAGGUUAUAUGCCAAUGGUUUAGCUCUGGAGGAGUGAAGAACCGGGAUGAGUUGUGGUUUAAUGAUGUGAAGGAGUCUGUACCUGAUCUAGCUAACCAUUUGAGAGAAGAUAUAUUGGGGCUAAUCAGAAGGUUGAUCUCUGAGAAGAGUGAGUAAAUGAAUUAGAGAUUUUAUUGCAUGAUUUUACAUUUGAUAUUUCGUUUUAUUUUUGAACAAUUACAUUUGAUAUUUCCCAAUAUUCAAAUAUGUGUAGUUAAGCCCA